This is a messenger RNA of Mesoplodon densirostris (Blainville's beaked whale), 1089 nucleotides long. It is a transcript of the gene MSI1, whose product is annotated as musashi RNA binding protein 1. Gene Ontology annotation, molecular function: RNA binding. NCBI's taxonomy places the organism in Eukaryota, Metazoa, Chordata, Mammalia, Artiodactyla, Ziphiidae. The transcript is spliced from 14 exons. Gene Ontology annotation, cellular component: cytoplasm. The record is from RefSeq and is a predicted model, not a curated record. The coding region runs from base 1 to 1089 and encodes 362 amino acids.
AUGGAGACUGACGCGCCCCAGCCCGGCCUCGCCUCCCCGGACUCGCCGCACGACCCCUGCAAGAUGUUCAUCGGGGGACUCAGUUGGCAGACUACGCAGGAAGGGCUGCGCGAAUACUUCGGCCAGUUCGGGGAGGUGAAGGAGUGUCUGGUGAUGCGGGAUCCCCUGACCAAAAGAUCCAGGGGUUUCGGCUUCGUCACUUUCAUGGACCAGGCGGGGGUGGAUAAAGUACUGGCGCAAUCGCGGCACGAGCUCGACUCCAAAACAAUUGAUCCCAAGGUGGCCUUUCCUCGGCGAGCACAGCCUAAGAUGGUGACUCGAACGAAGAAGAUCUUUGUUGGGGGGCUAUCAGUAAACACCACGGUGGAAGACGUGAAGCAGUAUUUUGAGCAGUUCGGGAAGGUGGACGAUGCCAUGCUGAUGUUUGACAAAACCACCAACCGGCACCGAGGGUUCGGCUUUGUCACGUUUGAGAGCGAGGACAUCGUGGAGAAAGUGUGUGAAAUCCACUUCCACGAAAUCAACAACAAAAUGGUGGAAUGUAAGAAAGCUCAGCCAAAAGAGGUGAUGUCACCGACUGGCUCGGCCCGGGGGAGGUCUCGAGUAAUGCCCUAUGGAAUGGACGCCUUCAUGCUGGGCAUCGGCAUGCUGGGUUACCCUGGUUUUCAAGCCACGACCUAUGCCAGCCGGAGUUAUACAGGCCUCGCCCCUGGCUACACCUACCAGUUCCCCGAAUUCCGUGUAGAGCGGACCCCUCUCCCGAGCGCCCCAGUCCUCCCCGAGCUUACAGCCAUUCCUCUCACCGCUUACGGACCCAUGGCAGCGGCAGCGGCGGCAGCGGCUGUAGUUCGAGGGACAGGCUCUCACCCCUGGACGAUGGCUCCCCCUCCAGGUUCAACUCCCAGCCGCACAGGGGGCUUCCUGGGGACCACCAGCCCGGGCCCCAUGGCCGAGCUCUAUGGGGCAGCCAACCAGGACUCGGGGGUCAGCAGUUACAUCAGCGCUGCCAGCCCCGCCCCCAGCACUGGCUUCGGCCACAGUCUUGGGGGCCCCUUGAUUGCCACAGCUUUCACCAAUGGGUACCACUGA